AAGCGCACAGUCUUCCUUUUCAGUGUUGCACCUUCUACCAUGAGGUAGUAGUAAUGAUAUUCUCUUGCGAUUUUAGCUAUUUAUUUUCAUAUUUAUAGAUUUUAAACUCUCUUUUAUAGUAAAUUACAUUGAAAAAUGCAUUGAUAUUGCAUGAAGUUACAUUUCUAAAUAACAUUAUUUAUUUUCUUUAAUGAUUUUGGUAUUUUAUCGCUUGCACAACGGGGAGUAAGACAACACAGCAAACUGUUAAAAAAAGAUGGCGGCAUGGACACAUUGUGCCCCAAAAUCUGAUUCUGCUACAUUUUCUUGUCCAUUAAUUUCAUUUUAUCUGUUUUCAGUACCCUUCGCCUUCAGAAGCGUUUGGCUUCAAAGGUGCUCAAAUGUGGUAAAAACAAAAUUUGGUUGGAUCCCAAUGAAACCAAUGAAAUAGCCAAUGCUAACUCCCGUGAGUAUGAAUCCAGCCCUCAUUAAUUGAAAAUUAUUUUGAAAAAUUUAAGUGAUAAUUUUUAACUUAGUUUCUGUGAAAAAUACUUAAGAUGAUGGACAGUGGCCAGAGGUGGUAAAUUUAUAUAAAAGUCACAGUUGUCUAUUUGUAAUAUUGCCCUCAUGGCUGACAUUUUUGUAGGCUACACUGCACACUGUUCUUGGUAGAUUUCUUCUAUUAUAUUUUUUAAAAUUUAAAUUAAGGGCCGUCGAUCAUUUUUAAUGAUCAUUUUGGCAUGUAGAGGCGAUUUGGAAUGUUUUUGUGCCUGGUGUUGAGGAUAUUUCACUGGUUGCAAGGGCCACUUAGUGAGGGUAUCAUGCACUGAGGGUUGGAAGGCCUGAGGCAAUAUGACGCAAGUGUUGUCGCCUCCACUGUUCCUUUUGAAAGCUUGUUCCAGUUCCUGAGUCUUUGGCAGGAAUGAGCAUUUCCUAAACUGGCUUCUCACUGGUAUGAGCCGGCUGUAACUACGAUGUAUCAUCGAAUUUCAGUCACAUUUUAAUAGAUCUUUUUUUACUUUUUCUUUCUAUUUCCUAUUUGUCAUUCAGGUCAGAAUAUAAGGAAACUUGUAAAGGAUGGUUUAAUUAUCCGAAAACCUGUGAAGGUCCAUUCCCGUGCCAGAGUUCGCAAAAAUGCAGAGGCUCGCCGUAAAGGACGUCACAUGGGUCAUGGCAAAAGAAAAGGUAUGUACAUCAAAAUUUGUUGCAUUUUCUGACAUGUAUUAGUAACCUAUAUCCUAACGAUUUUUGCUCCUGUAUUUCAUUACACUAAAAAGAAUUAAUGAUCUUACACUUACUUCUUUUCAUUUCUAGGUACUGCAAAUGCCCGUAUGCCUACUAAAAUUCUGUGGAUCAGGAGGAUGAGGGUUCUUCGCAGGCUACUUAGAAAGUAUAGAGAGGCCAAAAAAAUCGAUAAGCACUUGUGAGUAAAAAUUUCAAUCUAAAUACUUCUGUAUAAUUUGUAUAGCUAGCUGGUAAUUGUUUUUAAAAUUUAAAGUCAUCAGUGAUUGCUGCAGAAUGAGACUUAAUUUUUUUUUCUUUUCAUAAUUUCAAGGUACCACGAGCUGUACAUGAAAUGCAAGGGUAAUGGAUUCAAGAACAAGAGAGUUCUCAUGGAGUUCAUUCAUAAGAGAAAGGCAGAAAAGGCCAGAUCCAAACUGCUCAGGUACAUGUUUCUCUUGAUAAAAUAAAAGUUUCUUAUUUAUGGCCAAUGCACAAUCUUUGCUGACUUAUGUAUAGUUUGUGCUUUAUAAUUAUAUUGCAAAUCUUACGAUUUAAGGUCGUUUUUUUUUUUUUUUGUUGUUGUUUUUUUAAAUAUCACUUUUUAAUUUUGUUCUUGUAGCGACCAAGCUGAGGCUCGCAGACAGAAAGUCAAGGAGGCUCGUCGUCGUCGUGAAGAGCGCAUUGCCCUAAAGAAGGAAGAGCUGUUGAAAAAUAUUGAAGAGCCUAAAAAAUAAGUUAAUUAAAUCUGAAUUUUAUGUCACAUAAAAUAGAUGACUUGUCUUAGUUUUUUUAAAAGUUUGUUUCAUUAUUUGUUGAUCACAAAGUAAUUUGAGUUAAGCAAAAAAGUGGGGGGGCAUGAAUUUCCAGUUGUCCAACUCAUGUAGCAUCACAAAUUUAAAAAUACAUAUUUGAUCUCUUAGGAACUAGAAUUAUUUUUAUUUAAUUACAAGAAAAUACAGAAUUUAGCCAAUCAAUGUUCUUAUUACAGGCCAGUAUUUGAAUUUGGGCAACCCAUUCAAAGUCACUGUACCCAGUCCUCUGUUUUUUUUAUGAGCAUCUGAUGAUAAUAAUGUGUCAUUUAUAUAGCUGUUACCAGUAUAUCUUAGGUACUCUACGUAAAACAAUAAGUUUUGGGUACCUAGUACUAGAUCAGAUCUGGACUUUGUGUGGGAUUUCAAUGUCAAUACUUGUCCACCACUGUUAUCCUUCAUCCAUAACAAUAACAUAUUUAUUUUCCUGGUGUUACCUAUUCAUACAUGCGUAGGUCUAUAAUUUUAUUAGGUACGCUCACAAUUUUUUCGAACUAGGAUACUGGGGUAAUUAUUUUUAAGUUAAAGUUAAAGGUAGACAAGUUUUACUACAUUAAUUACCGGUACUUGAUUUUAGGGAUGGGGUUUUCAAAUUCAACAAAUAUUUUGAAGUGUGAAGCACUGUUACUGGAUUGCAUCAAUACAAGUUACAAC
Molecule: messenger RNA, 2666 nt
Organism: Lymnaea stagnalis (great pond snail)
Lineage: Eukaryota; Metazoa; Mollusca; Gastropoda; Lymnaeidae
Source: the annotation of a GenBank genome assembly